Molecule: messenger RNA, 1259 nt
Organism: Asparagus officinalis (garden asparagus)
Lineage: Eukaryota; Viridiplantae; Streptophyta; Magnoliopsida; Asparagales; Asparagaceae
Product: probable xyloglucan endotransglucosylase/hydrolase protein 30
Biological process (GO): xyloglucan metabolic process; cell wall biogenesis
Cellular component (GO): apoplast; cell wall
Molecular function (GO): xyloglucan:xyloglucosyl transferase activity; hydrolase activity, hydrolyzing O-glycosyl compounds
Source: RefSeq, a predicted model, not a curated record
UUUAAAUUCUCAAAAAUCAAACAGUUCUCAAACCAAAAGGGAAAAAUUUUAUAUCACACAAACCUCCAUGGAUACUCAUCGACUAUUGAAGCUCUUAGUUCUCUCAUGCGCAGUAACGGCGUCAGCGGCCUUUAACGUAUCGACGUUAUCUUUCGACGAGGGCUUCUCUCCUUUGUUCGGCGGCGAUAACGUCGUCAAGUCCCGAGACGGCAAAAACGUCAAGCUCCACCUUAACCGUUACUCUGGGUCGGGAUUUAUAUCGUCGGAUAUGUACGACCAUGGGUUCUUCAGCGCGUCCAUCAAGUUGCCAUCAGAUUACACCGCCGGUGUCGUCGUCGCUUUCUAUACUUCAAACGGCCACAUAUUUGAGAAGAGACAUGAUGAGCUAGAUUUUGAGUUUUUAGGCAACAUUAGGGGAAAGCCAUGGAGGAUUCAGACCAACGUCUAUGGCAAUGGAAGCACGAGUCGAGGACGUGAGGAACGAUAUACUCUACCGUUCGAUCCUACUGAAGAGGCUCACCGUUAUUCAAUUCUUUGGAGUGCUGAUAACAUCAUAUUCUACAUCGACGAUGUCCCGAUCCGAGAAGCCCGCAGGAGCGCCGCCAUGGGCGGCGAGUACCCGCCAGGCGGCGAGUACCCAUUAAAGCCCAUGUCCGUCUACGCCACAAUCUGGGACGGAUCCACGUGGGCCACCUCCGGCGGCAAGUACAAAGCCAGCUACAAAUACGCCCCCUUCAUCGCCGAGUUCUCCGACCUCGUCCUAAUGGGCUGCCGCACGAGCCCACUCCAAGAGUACCCCUCGGACCAGCAAUGCUCCGGGCCGGACUCCGAGCUCGCUGCGGCCGAAUUCUCGACGCUCAGCCCAAGAAAACGAGCUUCAAUGAGGAGGUUCAGAGAGAAAUACAUGACGUAUUCGUUUUGUUACGAUGUGUUGAGGUACCCGGACACGUUGCCGGAUUGUGACGUCAUCCCGUCGGAGAAGGAGAGGUUCUGGAAGUCCGGCGACACGAAGUUUAUUGUUGAGAAGGUGAGGAGAAGGGGACGGUCGAAACGUAGGGGGCAAGUUGAUGUGUGAGAAGGGGAGUAUAACUUUUGGAUUUUUUUUUCUUUUUUGUUUUUUCUAAUAAAUGGUUGAUUAGAUUAUUGUGAUGUUUAUAAGUCUUGGUUGUGUGAGUAUGUGUACAGAGUUCUUUUGAUUUUAGUUUGAUUAUUUGGAUCUAUAUGGGGUUAAAUAAAUAAAUUGUGCUGGUAUUUGAACG